GACUAGAAGUCUAAUUGUUUAAGAUGGAUGCUGCACAAAACAAGUGCAUUCUACUUAUGGUUUUCGUCCUCCUCUGCUCCUUCUCCAUCCAAUCUACAGCACGAACAUUGAGAGAAAGAAGCAACCGAACUAGCGGGGAUGCAAACACAGAUCACCAUAUGGAAGCGCAUGCUGACCUAUUUAAGCCAAAAGAAGAGGAGUUUAACACUGGCGGUGAAGUGUUCUCAAUGGAUUACACUCCAGCCUCAAGGAAACCACCGAUUCACAAUUAAAUAGUUGGGAAAUAUAUUUUUAAUAUUACAUGAGAUAAUUUUAUUUCAUCCUCACACAAAAAUUGGGUGGAUCACUUUUUUUUUUUGUGUGCCUUUUCUCCUUAGCGGGUCUCACCUAUUUUUGUACGUGU
Gastrolobium bilobum is the source of this 403-nucleotide messenger RNA. RefSeq lists its product as uncharacterized. The transcript is spliced from 2 exons. Bases 24 to 272 code for a protein of 82 amino acids. Lineage: Eukaryota; Viridiplantae; Streptophyta; Magnoliopsida; Fabales; Fabaceae. The record is from RefSeq and is a predicted model, not a curated record.